Messenger RNA from Cylicostephanus goldi, 306 nucleotides. The record is from the annotation of a GenBank genome assembly. NCBI's taxonomy places the organism in Eukaryota, Metazoa, Nematoda, Chromadorea, Rhabditida, Strongylidae.
AUGUUCCAAAAAUUGCUGCUAUCCUUGGCCGGCCCUCAAAUCGCUGUUUACAGCUCAUCGCUGAGGCUUUACGUGUGCGAUGGACGACUUUCGGAGUAUACAAGGUGUACUUACAGAACUUCUGGAAUCUUCCAAUCUCAACUGCUUUCAAAUGUGUUCCAGCUUCUUCCAAAGCGCAUAUAUAACGAAGCAUUGGCUGAUGAAGCUGUAGUUGAGCACGCUAAUGCUUUUAAGCAUCUAGGAUCACGUGGAGACAAAGAAAAGGAAGAAGGUAUGAGCAAUACAAGAGGUGGACUUCUUAUGUAG